Menidia menidia (Atlantic silverside) is the source of this 780-nucleotide messenger RNA. The record is from the annotation of a GenBank genome assembly. NCBI's taxonomy places the organism in Eukaryota, Metazoa, Chordata, Actinopteri, Atheriniformes, Atherinopsidae.
AUGGCAAACUCUGGCACACUGCCACGAACCGUCCGCAGAUCCGGUUGGCCUCUCGGCUGCGCGCUCCUGUUUUUUGCCCACUUCUCCGCGGCCGUGCCGUCCCACGGACGGCGGCUGAUUUGCUGGCAGGCCAUCAUGAACUGUCAGGCCGAGCCCGAGUGCAACUACGCCUUCGAGCACUACAGCCACGCGUGCGGGCCCGUGCUGAGCGGGGAGAGGAGGAAGUGUCCCAGCCACUGCAUCUCGUCUCUCGUCCAGCUCAACAUGACCAAGAGCGGCCCGGCCCUGGAGGACUGCAGCUGCGGCCGCGACGCGCUCUGCGCCAGCACCAAGCGCGCCAUCGAGCCCUGCCUGCCCCGCACCACCAGCACGGGCUGCACCGAGGCCCGGCACCAGUGCGCCCGGGACCCGCAGUGCAACUCGGCCAUGCACGACUACCUGCACCACUGCGGGAAACUCUUCAGCGGGUCCAUCUGCACCAACGCCUGCCGGAGCGUGAUCGCCAACAUGCGCAAGAUCCCCAAGGGCCAGCAGCUGGACACCUGCAUGUGCGACGGCACGGAGAGGGCCAUCUGCGAGUUCGUCAAGAGCAGCAUGAAGGAGCUGUGCUUCGACUACCCGGACAGGUACGAGGCCAGCGGCUCCCAGGAGGACGACGAGGACUACAGGGACCCGAUCGAACCGCAGGAGGAGGAGGUGGAGAGCGGAGCCGAUCUCCCCGCGGCCCGCUGUGUUUUGACCCUGCUGGCAUCCAUUUUGGCUGUGAUGACCUCUUUUUAA